This is a messenger RNA of Ogataea haglerorum, 282 nucleotides long. RefSeq lists its product as uncharacterized. The coding region runs from base 1 to 282 and encodes 93 amino acids. The record is from RefSeq and is a predicted model, not a curated record. The transcript has a single exon. NCBI's taxonomy places the organism in Eukaryota, Fungi, Ascomycota, Pichiomycetes, Pichiales, Pichiaceae.
AUGUGCUUGACAGGAAAAAAUGACUCAACUUACGGAAAAUUCGCCGAACGCUCUAAAGGCUUGGUUGACUUGUCUGAGUUCAUGAAUGAUGUUUUUCAACCAGUUUGUAUCUUCGUUGUAGAAGAGAAAAAUUUCACUUCUGCACUGCCAUCAAAACUUCCACCUAAUUAUGAGCAGAAGGAAAUACCAGUCUUGAUAUUGGGAGCUUCACAGCGUUUACCACACACGAACACGCCUAUAACCCAACCAAAGCUAGUACUGAAGGGUUGCGGUGCUGGAUAG